AUGACUAUCCCUGCUGAAUCUUCAGUGCCUGCGAAGAGCACGUUUGAUCAGGUCCUUCUAAACGGAGCAACAGGCGUUGAACUCUCUGAGAUCCAGGAAAGCACUCACCAUGAUCAUGCCGAUCCCGAUACUUUAGGAUCUACAAGCAAGGACACUGCGUCAAGCCUGUCAGACUUGGAGGAACAUUACUCAGAACCCUCAAUAAAUCACUUCCCUGGCAGGUUCCCCGCUGAUGACUUCGGGCUCACUCCUGGAAAUGUUCAUCGAUUUUACCAUGAUUGGAAAAACAACGUUUGUGACACAACGAAUAUGAUUAAUGGUCUCUCAGCAUAUCAAGAGCUGCGACUUCCCCCGGUCUCUCCAUCACUCAAUGUCAAUAACUUUGCAACCACCUCCACUGUUUAUCCUAGACCUUCCGUUGCUUCAGACUGGAUUCUCCCUUACUUGAAUCGCACAGUCCUGGGAGGCACCAUUCUUCGGUUGGAACAAUAUCGACAUGGGACUUUUGGGUCUUCAAUAUCACCAAUCACUGGAAUCUCCCUAUCAACUGGAAACACGAUCUACGGUGAACAAUACAAUGAGUCAAGGAUCACAGGAAAACAGGAAAAAACCGAGGAGGAGGAAACAAACACACAAAGUUCUGACGUAAAUCUCCCUGCUGAAUCUUCAGUGUCUACGGAGAGCACGUUUAAUCAGGUCCUUCUAAACGGAGCAACAGGCGUUGAACUCUCUGAGAUCCAGGAAAGCACUCACCAUGAUCAUGCCGAUCCCGAUACUUUAGGAUCUACAAGCAAGGACACUGCGUCAAGCCUGUCAGACUUGGAGGAACAUUACUCAGAACCCUCAAUAAAUCACUUCCCUGGCAGGUUCCCCGCUGAUGACUUCGGGCUCACUUCUGGAAAUGUCCAUCGAUUUUACUACGAUUGGAAAAACAACGUUUGUGACACAACGAAUAUGAUUAAUGGUCUCUCAGCAUAUCAAGAGCUGCGACUUCCCCCGGUCUCUCCAUCACUCAAUGUCAAUAACUUUGCAACCACCUCCACUGUUUAUCCUGAGUCUUCCGUUGCUUCGGACCUUGUCCUCCCUAACCUGAAUGUGUGA
Molecule: messenger RNA, 1101 nt
Organism: Lentinula edodes (shiitake mushroom)
Lineage: Eukaryota; Fungi; Basidiomycota; Agaricomycetes; Agaricales; Omphalotaceae
Exons: 11
Coding region: 1-1101 (366 amino acids)
Source: RefSeq, a predicted model, not a curated record